GCAAUAUUCCAUUUGAUUUUAGGCUUAUCUCUAAAGGACCCUCCCCAUCAUUUCUGGUGGAAAAUAUGUUUAAUUAAAGCUAUACAUUGCCUAUCAAUCUUCGAAUAUGAAUCGUGAUUGCCACUACUUUCUCUGUUUAUCGAGUCCUGGGAGUUUUGGUCUCCUCCAAGUUUCAUAGUCUCACGAUUCUUCUAAUUGAACUCAAACACUGCUAUAUAAUCCAUUCCUCACUGCAAAAAUCUCCAUUGCCUUCAUCUUUCCUUUCAUUUCUCAGAUUCUCAUUAAUUUGUUAAAGUAAAAAGAAGGAAUUUGUAGCCAAAAAACUGAGAUCAUGCUGAAAAGCCAUAAGCACAAGUUUAAGCCUGAAAAUCCAUGGUUUCUGGCCAUGGCUAUGGUGGUAUUGAUCAGCAGCGCGUUGCUUAUUGCUUCAUUUUUAAGAGGAAAUGCUUCUUCUAUAGUAUUUUGUAAUGGUGGUCCACGGCGGCCGGCCAACGCCGCGAACGGGACGGAGCUCCAGCUUGAGGCCAUUCUCCAUUACGCGACUUCGAAAGUGAUCCCACAGCAAACAAUUGAUGAGAUCAGACUCUCUUACGACGUUCUCAGAUCUCUUUCUCCCUGCAAUUUCCUCGUGUUCGGACUGGGUCACGAUUCCCUCAUGUGGGCUUCUUUCAACCCUCGCGGAACCACCUUAUUCCUCGAGGAGGAUCCUAAGUGGGUCCAGACCGUACUAAAAAACGCCCCUGGCCUCCACGCCAACACUGUCAACUACCGCACCAAGCUCUCCCACGCCAACGACCUCCUCUCGCACUACCGCAAUGAACGGGACUGUUCGCCGACAAAAUCUUUCAUCCGCGGUAAUAGCAGAUGCAAAUUAGCACUGAAUGUGCUACAGGACGAGGUGUACGAUAAGGAGUGGGACAUUAUAAUGAUUGACGCGCCGCGUGGGUAUUUCCCAGAAGCGCCGGGGAGGAUGGCAGCUAUCUACUCCGCCGCCGUGAUGGCAAGGAAUAGGAAAAGUCCCGGCGUUACCCACGUGUACUUGCAUGACGUGGAGCGCAAGGUGGAGAAGGUUUACGCAAAAACCUUCUUGUGUAAGAAGAAUCUGGUGAAGGCUGUGGGGAGGCUAUGGCAUUUCGAGAUUCCACCAACUACUACCAUGAACAGUACAUUUUGCUAGAAUGCGCCCCCAGUGCUCAUGUUAUCAUGUGGGGAUUAUUACUUCCUUUCCGACAGUCCCCACUUUCCCGUGAUUACAGAUUACUCGAAAUUCAUUAGUGAGCAGUUUACUACUUCGCACAAAUCCUUGCUUAGCGGGAAAGGGAUUAUUUGGGGGACUCUUCAACAAUAAACAGUCGCAUUCUCAAACAAAUUUGAGUGUUGUUAAUUUAUUGGUAACUAGUGUUACUUUCACAUUCCAGCUCAUUUCUUACAAUUCAUUGUCGUAUUGUUGUCAUUUACCUUGGAAUGUGAUUUCUCAACUGUUCCUGAUUAUAUUUCACAUCAAAGGGGCUUCUGGACGUAACUUACCAUCUUAGUUUCACAUGUUAAUUAUUUGAAUGGUUAUUGAACUUUGUCUAGUGUUAUUAUUUCAUAAUUGAAUUUAAAAAUAUAUCUCAA
Molecule: messenger RNA, 1617 nt
Organism: Olea europaea var. sylvestris
Lineage: Eukaryota; Viridiplantae; Streptophyta; Magnoliopsida; Lamiales; Oleaceae
Product: probable methyltransferase At1g27930
Exons: 2
Coding region: 332-1177 (281 amino acids)
Biological process (GO): xylan biosynthetic process
Source: RefSeq, a predicted model, not a curated record